GUGCCUCCGCGAAAAGUGAUCAUAAAGGAUGAUAUGGGUCGACCACUUCAUGAUACUAUCGGGCCUUACGAUGAGGACUCUAACCUGAGGUUACUUUGCGAGGCUGAAGGAGGCAAACCUCCGCCAUCCCUGCUCUGGUACAGAGAGGAUCAGAUGAUGGAUGACUCGUACAGCCAUAGCGCCGAUAAUAAGACAAUACGUAACGACAUCUUAAUAAUUAAUUUGACUCGACAUGACUUGAACACCAAGUACUCGUGUCAGGCAUCCAAUCCCAACUUCACGGCACCCAUACAGACGUCCGUGCGGUUAGACAUUAACCUAAAGCCAUUGGAUAUUAGGUUAAACUCGUUAGAGGGUCAGCUGUCGGCGGGUAAUAGCGUGGAACUGGUGUGUAAUACAGCCGGUAGUCGACCCCCGGCACAGGUAUCCUGGUUUCGAGAUAGCCGUCCAUUAAGUCAUUCCAGUGAACGCACACAAACCAUUGGCAACUUGACUACCAGUGCCAUUACGUACACCCCCACUGCCGAUGAUCACGGAGCCUACCUGUCCUGUCGGGCGGAGAACCUACGACUGGCCAAUAGUACCAUUGAAAUAGGAUAUAAACUUAAUGUGUUCUGCUUUCCUUACAUCCCUCCACCAAAUCCCCCCCCCCCUUCCUUCCGAGUUAUUAGCGAAGCACUGGUAGCGUCCCGAGUGGUGUCGGCGCACGCUUUUGAUCACAAGACUUGA
Molecule: messenger RNA, 729 nt
Organism: Oppiella nova
Lineage: Eukaryota; Metazoa; Arthropoda; Arachnida; Sarcoptiformes; Oppiidae
Source: the annotation of a GenBank genome assembly